Molecule: messenger RNA, 4291 nt
Organism: Drosophila rhopaloa
Lineage: Eukaryota; Metazoa; Arthropoda; Insecta; Diptera; Drosophilidae
Product: zinc finger protein 800
Exons: 5
Coding region: 180-3092 (970 amino acids)
Source: RefSeq, a predicted model, not a curated record
GCACACUGAAUACAAAAAAUGCAAGAUGCAGGCCCAUAUUCGAAUUGGAAAACCUCUUUGAUCGCGUAUUAGAAACUAAUUAGAAGCCGCACGUGGCUUAAAAAAUCCGAAAGGCAGUGCGCUUGGAUUGUACAAGAAUUCGGCCAGCAGAAGCAGGCGUAGACGCGUAGACCAGCGCCAUGAGGAAGCGCAGCUCGCGCUGCAACUCGGACACUUAUAAGGAGGAGCAGAUGGACCACAACGGUGACGACAUCAGCCUGCUACAGCGCCCACUACGCACCGCCCAUACGGGAUUCGAGGAGGCGCGCCGGGCUUACGAGGAUGGCACCAACGAGGUGCGUCAGCUGCUCAGCCUGGAGUGCAGCCUGAUCUACGAGUGCAAGGUGUGCCGCAACAUGUUUCGCAGCCUGGCCAAUUUCAUCAGCCACAAGCGUGUCUUUUGCUGCGUCAGCGCUCGUUCUACCAACGGCAGUGGAUACACAGAUCACAACUCCACGAUGAUCAUUCAGAAAGGUGCCGGUCCGUCGCCGCAGGACAUUGAACAUAUGCUGCGCAGCAGGAGCACCGGCUGCUCGCCAGUUCCCCGCGAAGUGCGUCCUAUGCGAGGAGGCGGCGGAAUGCGGGACCUGAGUGGGGUCAUAGAGCGUCUGCGACGAGAAAAGGCUCCGUCGCAGGCCAGGAGGAGCUCCACCACCGUUCUCCAGCUGGAGUCUGUGCCCACCUCCAAUCAGGCCGUCUACCAGACCAUCAAGGUGGAUCAGGAGGACAGCAUAAGGACAGAGCUUGACGAGGUGCACCGCAUGCUGAAUCCGCCUGAAACCAUUGUGGGACCCGACGGCAAAGCCGUCACCACCGUCAAGUUAGAGCGCCACGGAGGCAGCGACUCUGGCGAAACCGGCGAGCAGUCCAUCAGCGACGAAACGGAUACGAUCAUCUAUUGCAAGCUCUGCAACCUGACUUUUCAGACGCACAAAACCCUAGAGCUGCACAUUCAGAGAUAUCACUCGUCACGGGCGUUUGUUUUUCAGUGCCCAGCGUGUUCGUUGACCUUUAUGCAAGCCGCUGCAGUUAUUCGUCAUUUGUCCAAGGACCACAAGAAACCAACUCGACGCAUUCGCAUGAUGCGGAACUCUAUCCUCAAGCGCCGCGUCCAGCAAGGAGAUAUUCAGCCCAAGGGUCCCUGCCGUGAGCUAAAGCGCCUGCAGCUUUCCGACGACGUGGUGGGCUAUGUCCCGGAGCCAUUGGAUGCCAGCGGUGAGCAACGUAAGAUCAUGUCUUUGUGUAUCUACUGCGAAAAGUCCUUUGAGCGUCGCGCUGCUCUAUCAACACACCUGCUCAAUUGUCGAGCAAAACAAGAGGCGUUGGCCAAGCCGGCUCCUUCCGUCAAAAAACUUAAGGUUAAGAGCAAUGAUUUCAGUCUUGAUGCGGCUGAUGAGGACCCAAACGCCUCCAUAGAUCUGCCGAAAAAUGAACCGAUUAAAAAAGAGGAGAUUACUCUUAACGAGAUGUUUGCCGAUCUACAGGAGCCAAGCGAUUCAUUUGCCCCUGGCCUGCAUACAGUGUCGUUGGACCAGCUUAAUCUAGGCCAUGAAAGUGACUCUGCUAGCGAUGAGGCCUCUAACACCGACGAAGAGCACGAGCUUGGACUUGGGGUUGGUCCUGAAUCCACUGCAGAUCCGGAAGAUGCCAAGGGCAAGGCCAAGAAGAAGCGUAAUGUCCCAGCGGAGAAGCAGCUUCGUUGCCGCUGCAAGAUCUGCCACAAGCAGUUCAAUGCCCUCGGAAACCUGCGUCGUCACAUAUCCAUGUUCCACUACCGCGCACGCCGUUUCGGCUGCAAUUUGUGCGAAUAUCGCGCCUUUAGGCGCUACGAUAUUGUUAAUCACUUGGGUUUUACCCACAAGAUAGAAGGAGACCGAGACAAGCUGACGGAGCAGUAUGUGUCCACCCACGAGUGCGAAUACUCCCGCGACGAUGUAGACGGGGAUAUAAUUUUGCUGGAUAAGGAGGAGGAGGUGGCAGCGACAGAGAAGGAGUCUAGGCCUCCCAUUAAAACGUACGAAAGGCGCUUGAAGCGUAUCAAAACCAUAACAGAAUCUGCGGGAGAAGUUAAAACCAAAUCACCAACAGCCAUUAUAAAGGAGGAACCCGGCCAGGAGCCGCUGGAAGCCACUCCCACUCCAAGCAAAAAGCGUCGGAAGUCUCGCACUCAAAUCUCACCCGAAUCUGGCGAGUAUUCUCAAGAGAAGCGUCCCAUCCGCAAACGGGUUAAGGCGGUCAACAAAGACUUUGUCUACGAUAUGGUCAGUUUUAAGCCAGAUGGAUCGGGACAGCAAACACCAGCCGCGCUGGCCGUGGAGUCCAUGCGGGCCAAGCUGCGUCGCCAGCCGACGGGAAGCAAUGAUGAAACCAAACCGAAACAGUGGGAGGCCUACAUAACCGAGGCCAAGAAGCCUCUGAUUUUGGGUAUCACUCAACGCAUCAUGUUGGAACUGGUGAGUCAGGGUCUGGCGGUGUCAGCUACUUUGCCGGAAUUGCCCUCAGAGCGACCGCAGAUUCGACCGCGCCUUACUUCGCACACACGCAGCGAGGGCGGUCAGCAGCAACAGAAUGUGGUGGAGACCUCUUUGAAUCCUGCUCCGGAAACCGAAAGUUUCAUCGAAAAGAUUGCGAAGCGUACGGCAGCGGCCGGCAAGGACGCCGCUGUUAUCAGCAACCUGUUGAACAAGGUCAACACUGCGAUUGCCCAGCAGCAGCAGCUGAAGCAGGAACAGGACCAGGACCAGGACCAGGACAAGGACCAGGACCAGGACCAUGAGCAAGAAAGCCAGCCAGAGGAAAAAGCGAAAUCCGAAAUGGAAAAAACAUCAAGCCCCCUGCCCACGCCACCUUCGCCGCCCAGCAAAUGCCACGCCUCCGUGCCCGAAACGGUGGCAACCACUGGUAUGGAAUGCCUGGGCGGCAAGAGCAGUCAAGCGGGAGCACCGACAAUGUUUCCGGCCCUGCCCAAGCCGCCAUCCGUUCUGCAGGCAGCUGCCAAUGGGACCAUCCAGCUCACCCUGGACAGUCUCCUCCGAGCAGCGCUGCAGAACUAAACGGAACCGGAAAUGGAAGCCACCACCACCACGACCAUCGUCGCUACUUUUACAACGUUUGUUGAUUUUCCUUAAAGUUUCGACUGGUCGCGUUUCCAUCACCCCUUUUGAAUGUAAUUCACUAGUGUCCUUAUUGUAAAACCAACUAAAUAAGAAACCAAGAAGAAUCAAACCAAGAAUCCCUAGAUGAUAAAUACGCUUUGAGUAUUACGCGGUAAAAACAACCAAAACGAAUUGAAAAUCGUAGCAUAAUUUUCGGCUAUUAGCAAAUGUUUGUUGUUUGUGUGAAAUGAAAAAGUACAGAUUUUUUAAAAUGUUAUAGUUAAUACUGUAUAUGUACCUAAUUUUAUAGCCCCACAUAAAGUAAGUCACGCAAGUGUAUACGGUUGAUGUACAUACAAAUGUGCAGCAGACUUCCUUGUCUGGACUUAAAUCAUAUUUUAUAUUUUUUUCGAAUCGGGCCAAUCUUCUUUGUGUACUUUUUCAAAUAAGUAUUGGGGUGGACCGAUUUAAACAUAUUAUAAAAUGUUUCAAAACAAUAAUUUGUAUAACUUUAAGAUGUAGGCCUACAAUUAUUUUUAUUAAACUCACACUUAUUCAAAUAUUUCAGUUUGAUCAAUUUUUUUAAGUUUUCGUUUCCGUUUGCAUUUUCAAAAUACCGAAAGGCGCCUCUUACGCAUACCAAAUAUUUAAUCUUUGUCGAGCGAAUCGGGACACCCUAAUAAAUAUUAAGGAGAUGAGGAGGGUUUUGGAUAUUAAGUUUGUUGACGCUUCAUCUUGCCAUCUAUCAUACAAAUCCAUCGCCCCACCAGCCACCUAAUUAGCAUUAUUAUAUUCAGGAACAUCACAGCUGAGGAACCGAGAACACGACGACUUCUGCAUGAUGCUGCAUAAAUUUGUUACUCAAAAUGUUAAUUGCAAACUAAGCGAAAGUCAGGCGAAAGUUGUACAAGGCAGUCUGUUGUACAUACACAACCCAGAUACAUGUUUAUAUAUAUUUUAUACAUACGCAACGUUGACUCGGCAAGUAUUUUGCCAAACGCAACAGACACAAGAAAGAUAGAAUCACUCGCGUACAUUCAAAGAAGUCCUGAUCUAAGCGAGUAAUUCAAUGUAUUUAUAUGUAUAUCAUUGUAAUGUACAAGGUAGAGCCUUAAAUCAAAUCACCAAAUGAUAAUAAAUCCUACGAUAAUCACCAA